Amphimedon queenslandica is the source of this 4024-nucleotide messenger RNA. RefSeq names its product phospholipid-transporting ATPase ID. Gene Ontology annotation, cellular component: trans-Golgi network; plasma membrane. Gene Ontology annotation, molecular function: ATPase-coupled intramembrane lipid carrier activity; ATP hydrolysis activity; ATP binding. The record is from RefSeq and is a predicted model, not a curated record. Gene Ontology annotation, biological process: Golgi organization; phospholipid translocation. The coding region runs from base 125 to 3901 and encodes 1258 amino acids. NCBI's taxonomy places the organism in Eukaryota, Metazoa, Porifera, Demospongiae, Haplosclerida, Niphatidae. The transcript is spliced from 36 exons.
AAUUUUUCAUUUUUAGGAGGAGGCACUUAUCUGAUCUUUUAGAGAAUUAGGGGCAGUUUUUUUAAGUUCAGAAAGCCCAUUUGUUUACUCCUGAGCCUAUAGAAAGGAUUCUAGGCUCCUAGCUAUGGCUGACAUUGAGAGUGACGAAGAAGGGGCAGUAGUAUCCAGUGAAAUUCCGGAGGUCACUCAGCAGGAGAUAGAAGUAGCUCCCGCUCCAGCUGAAUCACCGAAAGAAGAGGUUCCAGAGAAAUUGGGGGACAACGACGAUGAAUCACCAUCAAUAUGGCAGAGGAUAAAGGACCUUUUCCCUUGCCUUCGCUACAAUGAGGACUUGAGGCGUGUGACUGCUAACAAUAGAGAAGAGAAUGCUCAGUACAAAUAUGCUAACAAUGUCAUAAAGACGGCAAAGUACAACAUCAUAACAUUCCUACCCAUCAACCUGUUGGAGCAGUUCCUCAGGAUUGCUAACUUUUAUUUUCUGAUUCUUGUUAUUUUACAGGCUAUACCUGGCAUAUCUUCAGUUCCAGUCUAUUCUACUCUAGUCCCAUUGUUAGGUGUACUUGCUACUACUGCCAUCAAGGAUGCCUAUGAUGACAUUAAACGGCACAUCAGUGACUAUCGUAUCAAUUCACGUCCAGCAGACAUUGUAAAGCCUGAUACAGAUAUUGAAACUGCUGAACUGGAUGGUGAGACUAAUUUGAAAGUGAGACAAGCCUUACCUGAGACAGCUGAUAUGAAAGACAAUGAAAAUGAUCUUGGAAGUUUUAAUGGUUAUGUUGAAUGUGAAGUUCCUAAUAAUAGACUCCACAAGUUUGUUGGCUCACUCGCUUGGAACAAUGAGAAGCACUCACUAUCCAAUGACCAAAUCCUGUUAAGAGGUUGUAGGUUGAGGAACACUGAGUGGAUGUAUGGCCUAGUUGUUUAUGCUGGACACGAUACUAAACUAGUGAAGAACAGUGGGCGUACUAAGUUCAAGAGGACUCACAUUGAUAAUAUGAUGAAUAAAAUGGUCUUAUUUAUACUAGGAUUUCUUGGUUUCUGCGUCACGGUGACACUGAUUGGGUCUGCAAUAUGGGAGAGUCUUUACGGAACUAAUUUUCAAGUGUACGUCCCGUUUGAUACAAGAUUUGAUAACCCGGCAAAGAUUGCUUUUGUUCAAAUCAUCUCAAACAUCAUUGUCUUUAAUACAUUUGUACCGAUAUCCCUCUAUGUGUCUGUUGAGGUCAUUAGGUUAGGAUUGUCUUUCAUCAUUAAUUGGGACUUGAAGAUGUAUUAUGAGACAAACGACAUACCUGCCAUUGCUAGAACAACAACUCUUAACGAAGAAUUGGGACAAAUUGAAUAUGUCUUUUCAGACAAAACUGGCACUUUAACGCAGAAUAUAAUGAAGUUUCGUAAAUGCACUAUAAAUGGUGUCAAAUAUGGUGAACCUACAGUGGAAUCAAAGCCCAUUGAUUUUUCUCCGUGGAAUCCUUAUGCUCAAGAUGAUUUUGAAUUCUGUGAUAAUGAUCUUGUUGAACUCUGUCGUUCUGGAAAAGACCCAUUUGUUGAAGAUUUCUUUAAGUUGAUCGCUUUGUGUCACACUGUUCUACCAUCACAAGAUGCAGAGGGUAAGUUAGACUAUAAUGCUCAGUCUCCUGAUGAAGCUGCUCUUGUGUCUGCUGCUAGGAACCUUGGAUAUGCUUUCACUACAAGGACUCCAUUCACUGUCUCAGUUGAUUUGUUGAACAGAGAACAACACGGACUACCUAGCUCUGUUAAUUAUGAGGUUCUCAAUAUUCUUGAUUUCAAUAACGAGAGGAAGAGGAUGUCGGUGAUAGUCCGUGACCCAGAGACAGGAAAACUGACUCUUUACUGCAAAGGAGCUGAUACUGUUAUAUUUGAGAGACUAGACCCUUCUUGUGAUGAACUACAGAGCACUACACUUGAACAUUUGGGAACUUAUGCCACUGAAGGUUUAAGGACACUAGUGCUUGCUAAGAAAGAUAUUGGCAUUGAUGAGUAUACUGAAUGGUCCAAAGAAUACACUGAAGCUAGCUUGCUCACUGAAGGUAGAGACUUGGCUGUUGACAAAAUAUACAAUAAGAUUGAACAGAACCUUAUACUGAUUGGUGCUACUGCUAUUGAAGAUAAACUCCAAGAUGGAGUACCAGAAACUAUUGCUAAUCUAGCCAGGGCUGAUAUUAAGAUAUGGGUACUAACCGGUGACAAGCUAGAAACUGCCAUUAACAUUGGUUAUUCCUGUAAACUCCUCACGGAAGAGAUGAAGAUAUUCAUAGUGAACUCUGAAGAAAAGGCAGAAGUGAGAGAGCGGCUGCAAGAUGCUAAAGACUGGAUUGAUAAGAAGGACUCUCGCCCUGAACCAACCACUGACGAACCACAGGGACCUCCUUAUGGAAUAGUUCUUACUGGACAAACCCUGCGACAUGCCCUCAAAGCUGAUAUGGAGAUGCUGUUAUUGGAAACUGCUAGUCAAUGUAAGGCUGUUAUAUGCUGUCGUGUGACUCCAUUACAAAAGAAGAAAGUUGUUGAUUUGAUAAAGGUUCAUAAGAAAGCUGUGACUCUGGCUAUAGGAGAUGGUGCUAAUGAUGUUGGAAUGAUCAAAGCUGCUCAUAUUGGUGUGGGUAUAAGUGGCCUUGAGGGACAGCAAGCUGUUCUUUCUUCUGAUUACUCAUUUGGACAAUUCCGGUAUCUUGAGAGGUUGUUGUUGGUUCAUGGCAGAUGGUCUUACCACAGGAUGACUCUCUUCCUCAAAUAUUUCUUUUAUAAAAACUUUGCCUUCACAUUCAGUCAGUUCUUGUUUGCAUUCUUCUGUGGCUUCACUGCUCAGACCCUGUAUGAUCCUGGUUUCAUUGCUGUCUACAAUGUCAUUUAUACCUCAUUCCCAGUAUUAGCGAUUGGCAUACUGGAUCAGGACUGUACUGAAAAGAGUUGUCUCCAGAACCCUCGUUUAUACAUUGCCGGUCAGAAAGGGAAGCGGUUCAAUACACAAAUAUUUCUAAUAAGUCUGCUUCGUGGGAUAUGUGUAGCUAUUGUAGUCUUCUUUGUACUGUAUGGUUUUACUUACCUCAAUGUGUAUCAUGCUGGCUAUGAGUGGGACUAUCAGUCAUUUGGAUAUGCUGCUUCUGGUGCUCUUAUCUUCAUUGUUAAUCUGCAGAUGGCUAUGGACACUAAUUACUGGAAUCCCGUCAUACAUAUAUUCAUAUGGGGCAGCAUCCUCUCCUGGUGGGUAGUCCCUCCUUUCCUAAGCAACGUCCCGUACUUCUACAAUUUCAACGUUCUCUCAUAUUAUGGCGUAUCAAACGAAGUACUUGCUAGCUUCCAUUUUUACUUCUACACAUUCCUGGCUAUGGCCCUGGCUUUGCUCCCGGUCUUCUUUGCCCGUAUCAUACUAACAGAGCUCUUCCCUAGUCUCCUGGACGAUGUUCGUUUAUCAGAAGACAAGAUCAGUUCCAAGGAGAGGGCAGAGUGGUUCAAGGGUCACAUACAGAGGGCUCUCCCUGGAAAGAAGGAAGAACUAUUAGAGGAGGAGGGUAGGGUAACCCCUGUCUCGUCUGGCCUUUUAAGACAUCAACGAAGCAGCUACGCUUUUGCACACGAGGAAGGAUUUGGUAGUCACAUCCUCACCGGGCGAUAUCUUGGAGCUAAUGAAAAGGAGGUGCACUCUGAGAGAACGAGACGGAAUACUCUAACUUUAGGACGACCUGGCUCACGUCCAAAGAAGCCCAGCCCACUGGAGGUUUCUAAGAGUGCGAUGACUCUACCAAGCGAUUCUAAGACUCUUAAAGCACUUGAUGAGGUUCAAGGUUCAGCAAGUGCUUCUCCUGUGAUUGAGUUGGAAGUCUCAACCAAGAAAGACGAGAAGGAGUCGCUGGUUGAAACUAUUGAUAGUGCCCUCUAACUUUAUUUAGAUAAUAUUAUCAUGUUUAAUGAGUAAUUAUAGAGUGAUAUUAUUAUUAUUAUUAUCAUCAUUUUUGUUCUUUGUUUUUUGCUACAUGCAAAUUUUUAACUUUUUAAUAAACAA